Molecule: messenger RNA, 255 nt
Organism: Dibothriocephalus latus
Lineage: Eukaryota; Metazoa; Platyhelminthes; Cestoda; Diphyllobothriidea; Diphyllobothriidae
Source: the annotation of a GenBank genome assembly
AUGGUCCCCAUCGUCUAUGGACCACCAAAGGAGGAGUAUGAAGUUCUUACCCCACCAAACUCCUUCAUUCACGUGGACGACUUUGCUACGGUGAAUGAGCUUGUUGGCUACUUGGAGUACCUGGAUCAGAAUGAUACCGCCUAUGCAACUUACUUCGCCUGGAAGGAAUACGGAAAAAUAGUGGUUAGUCCUUUAAUGCCUGCACAUUCCUUUUAUUGUGGUAUGUGGUAUUUGAGUAAGCAGAAACCUGCUUGA